Molecule: messenger RNA, 1909 nt
Organism: Ceratosolen solmsi marchali
Lineage: Eukaryota; Metazoa; Arthropoda; Insecta; Hymenoptera; Agaonidae
Exons: 4
Coding region: 189-1565 (458 amino acids)
Molecular function (GO): protein binding
Source: RefSeq, a predicted model, not a curated record
ACCACAUGUACAGCCGAUCAGUAGUCGUUCUCGAAACUCCGUUAAUUGUGUUGUAAGAAUAGGCCACUCGUAUUAGGUUAGAAGAAAAGAUCGCAACGCUUAGUUAAGGUCUUAUGUGUUUUUUAAAUAAUUGCCAUAUUCUCUGUAAUCUUUGUUGUCUUAAAUAUAAGGCGUGGUAGCUUUGAACUAUGUGGAAGUCUGUGACCCGAAGUAUUCGAGAAUCCUUGGAGCGUCGUACAUGUCGAACUAAUGUUUAUUCCCAAAGUACACCAGACGGCAAUGGCAAUGGCAAUAAUAUUGAACAAAGGGAGUUUUUUACGCCCAUCGUCGUUUCUUCAAUUUCACAUGAUUAUUUUGGAAGUACUAAGCAGUCGGGUCCGCAAGACAAUGAUGAACAAAACAACUACAAUGCUAAGUUUACAUGGCUCAAUGCCGUUAGCUGGUCUAGCUUUUUGGCUGCUGGCUUUGUCGUAUGCCAAUCUCUCUGUCUGAAUAGAAAAUUAUUUGAAAUUGAUAACAAAAAUUUGGAAAAGUGGCGUAAUAAGUUUUUACUUUAUCCACAAAAUCAAGUACCUACGCUCUUCAGCAAUUUUGAAUUACCUCAACCAAACCAAAUUUUAGUCUUAAGCAAUAAAACCAAAGAAUACAAAAGUACGACAAAAAUUUUAAACGUUACGGAUUUAAAUGUCCAAGAACUAUAUGGACCCUUUACAACUCAUAUCUUACCUAUUAAUAACGAAUCAAAUGAAACAGAAGAUACAGCAGAAACAUUAAAUAACGAUUUAGACGUUCAUACAUUAUACGGACCUAUUACUGCCGAAGAGGCUUUUGAAAAAGCUGCGAGUGAAUUUUCUUACACUCACAAAGCAAUAAUGGGAGACUUAGAAUUACGCUGUGGUUCCCAAGCUUUAGAAGAAAAGCGAUACGAAGAUGCAAUUAAACAUUUUAUUAUUGGAACGAAAUUAUCAUCUACGGGAAGUAUGUUUAACUUAGCAUUAUGUUAUGAAUUGGGCUUAGGAACUACCGUAGACUUUGUAAAGGCUGUUAAAUAUUAUAAAAAAGCUGCUAAGAAGGGUCAUAUCGAUGCCAUAUAUAAUUUAGGUGUUUUUUACGCUCAAGGAAAAGGUGGUCUAAAAAUGAAUAGAAAUAUUGCUCGACAAUUGUUCACGAAAGCUGCGAAAAAGGGACAAAUUGAAGCAUUAAAAGCACUGCAAUUAGAAGAGUCUCUAAAAAAACAUUCGGAUUUGAUAGAAAAAUCUAAAUAUAAUUUAAAAUUAAAAAUUGAAAAUAGUAUAAAGAAAAACGUACUUACUACAUUAAAGAAUUAUGAUAGUGACUUGACAUGCUUAAGCGAGGAAGUCAAAUCUGAUAAAUUUAGAAUCUCAUUGGAUGAAAAUAUAAAUUCUGAAAAUUCGACAAAUAUAUUUUCAACACCCUCCGAAGAAAAUUCAUAUCCUUUUAAUGUAGCCUGGAGGGUUCAGGCUAAGAACCAGUGGCUAAUAAAUACAAAGGUCGGUCAAUGGGAGACGAGAGGUACAUCGAGUAUCAAAUCCUCCUUGAUCUAAGUUUAUCAUUUAGGUAGUAUGAUAAUUAGGUACAUCAUUUUAAUCGAUUUAAAAUAGAGCAUCGAAUACCUUAAGUUACGAAGACAUUGAUAGUUAGUUAAUUUACUCAUUAGCUACACUACUCAUUUGCUUCGCUAUUGUAUCUCACGAGUUUGUAUUUUCAAGUAACUAAAUAGUUCGUUCAUCCUUACAGGAACCUGCUCUCACAGGUUUAACAUACCCAAACUACUUCAUUUGGCCGACUGUACGUUAUGAAUUGAUUCUUUGGAAUGGAUGAGUACCACCCACUUAUAUUUCUCUUUUGUCUACAUAAGAAAAAAAAAGGAAUUUUUCAAAAUUCUUGA